Fonticula alba is the source of this 784-nucleotide messenger RNA. RefSeq lists its product as hypothetical. The transcript is spliced from 2 exons. Lineage: Eukaryota; Rotosphaerida; Fonticulaceae. The record is from RefSeq and is a predicted model, not a curated record. The coding region runs from base 1 to 594 and encodes 197 amino acids.
AUGUCCACCACUCGCUCCUCCCUCCUCCUCGCGGUCGUCGUGGCUGUCAUCGCCCUGCUGGCCAUGAGCCAGCCUGGUGCCGCCCUCACCAAUGAUGUCUACACCAACGGCCGCCGCCUGUCCGACAAUUCGGAGUUCCGGGCCCAGCUUACCAACCGCGUCGUCCCCCUGAACCCCAUCAUCAGCGAGGGUCGCCGGUGCUUCAUUGACUCCGGUCGCACCAGCGGCCCGGUGACCGUGGCCUCCGGGUACCUUUACGAGGCCCAGGGCGCCAACGUCUGCUGCAAGGAGCGCGGUAAGAUCAUCCGCAGCGACGGGCACCUCCUGUGCCGGUACAACAUCGCCGACACCGACCAGUACAAGAACACCAACUUCUAUGUGGCGCAGUACAACGCCGUCGACUCCGACUGCCUGAGCGAGUGCUUCGGCAUGGGCGGUUGCGACAAGUGCCUCGGAGAGUGGAAGAUCACCUGUGAGCAGUUCUGCCGUUCGCCCUUCGGCGGUGGCUACGACUCCGGUCGUUGUGGGUACCCUGGCAGCCGCGACCCGAACCGCUGCUGCGAGUGCACCUUCUACGCCAACAACCUGUGGUAAGGAUCGCCGAAGCACGGAUGGCUGUCGGUUCCCCACCGCGGCUGCAUUUGCGCGUCCCCCUCGCGCGUGCAAGGGUGUCUGCCCUAUGGCUUGCUCUCUUUGUGGCCACUUGCUCCGUGCCAUUCCCCCCUCGUCUGUCUCUCUUCUCCGAGACGCGACGGCCUCUUUCCUUCUCUCUCUCUCUCUCUCU